Alternaria incomplexa is the source of this 1902-nucleotide messenger RNA. RefSeq lists its product as uncharacterized. The record is from RefSeq and is a predicted model, not a curated record. The transcript is spliced from 3 exons. NCBI's taxonomy places the organism in Eukaryota, Fungi, Ascomycota, Dothideomycetes, Pleosporales, Pleosporaceae. Gene Ontology annotation, molecular function: hydrolase activity, acting on carbon-nitrogen (but not peptide) bonds. The coding region runs from base 1 to 1902 and encodes 633 amino acids. Gene Ontology annotation, biological process: carbohydrate metabolic process.
AUGUCGUUUCUCGAACUUGGGGGGUUGCAUGUGUUUGUUACUGGGGCCGCCGGAGGAAUUGGUAGUGCGAUUGUAGAUGAGUUCCUAGCACAAGGCUGUAAAGUCACUGCACACGAUCUUCGCCCAAAUCCUCUCGCCUCAACAAACCCCAACCUCCAUUGCCUCCAAGGCGACAUCAGUUCCGAAGCCUCCAUCCAGGACUCCAUAUUCCAAGCUAUCCACCAUUUCUCGCAGCCUAUCAGCAUUCUCUGCGCCAACGCAGGCAUCACAGAUGAAUCUUCCAGCUAUCCUAUCUGGGAUAUGCCCAGUGAGCUCUGGGACCGCACCUACGCUAUCAACGUGCGUGGCACGUACCUGACCAUUAAGCACUUCCUCAAAUCCAUCGAGAAAUCACAAAACGACACUGGCAAGGAAAUCGAAAAUGUCAGUGUCGUUGUGACGGGGUCCGAAUGUGGAGUCUUUGGUCAGGCAGGUCAUGUGGAGUAUGCGAGUGGGAAAGCAGGGCUACAAUACGGUCUUGUGAAGACAGUGAAGAACGAGAUUGUUAGGCUGAAUAAGAGCGCCAGGAUCAAUGCCGUCGCGCCCGGAUGGGUGGAGACCAAGUUGAUUGAAGGGAGGUUGGACGACCCAGGGGAGAUGUGGAGGGAGGCGAAGGCUACUGUACCACUCAGAAAAAUCGCUCAACCGACUGACGUAGCGAGAGCAGCUGCUUUCCUGGCAAGUCAUCGCGCUGCAGGUCACAUCUCCGGACAAUGUAUAUCUGUGGAUGGUGGUAUGGAAGGUCGCAUUGUGUGGUCCGAGGAAGAAGUUCGCAAAUCACAGGGAACUGCUGUCGAGCCCGAAACGCCGUCUCUCAACGCAACUGGUGAGGCCGAGAUAUUUGGUACCGCAACCGAAGGAGUCUCUCUAGCUAGCAGGACCCCCUCAGCAAUGGCUAUCCCAACCAUGUCAUCUCUUGGCAGCUCUCAACCAAAACAGAAGCCGAAGAUCAAGAUCCUGCUCUCUGUGGAUUUCGACGCAGUAUCGGGCUGGCUUGGUACCGGCCAACACCCAGAUAAUAACCUCGCGGACUACAGUACUGGCUUCUUCAGUGGCCACGUCGGAGUUCCACGACUACUCAAGCUCUUUGCGAAGCACGGCAUCGCGAACAAAGUAACCUGGUUUGUGCCGAUGCAUAGUGCAGAAUCUUUCCCAGGAGAGUUCGCCGCCAUUAAGAGCAGCGGCGCGGAGAUAGGCUUACAUGGUUAUUGCCACGAAGGCGCCCCUCAGCUUACGCCCACCCAAGAACGCGAAGUUCUCGAGCACUGUAUAAGCCUCUACCAGGAACUACUAGGGAAGCGCCCACUGGGAUAUCGCGCACCGCUCUAUCAACUCCGCGAAAGUACCGUGGAAUUACUAGAGGAGUACUCUUUCCUCUAUGACACCUCACUCUCCCACCACGACAGCACACCAUACUACCUCCCCAAUCUCCCACCCAUCAAAGCGCCAAAGUACACCGAAGAGGCCUCCGCGAAAGACUGGAUGAAACCCCUGCCUAAACCCAGUGCGCCCACAACUAAAACUCUCGUCGAGAUUCCGGCAAACUGGUACACGGAAGAUAUGACGCCGCUUCAGUAUCUUCCCAAUGCACCCAACUCGCACGGCUACGUCGACGUUCGCGUCAUGGAGAAUAUGUGGAAGGAUAAGUUUGAGUGGAUUAGGAGCGAAAUGCUUGAGAGUAAUGGGGAGAAAGAUGUAGUGGUUUUCCCGUUGGUCUUGCAUCCGGAUACCAGUGGUAUGGCGCAUGUUAUCGGCAUGAUUGAGAGGGUGAUUAAGUGGCUGAAGGCGUGGGAAGGAGACGUGGAGUUCUGCACUUAUGAGGAGGCAGCUGGGGAAUGGAAGGAGAAGAAUGCUGUAGAAUGA